AUGCUCACGAAAGAAGUUGCUAGACGAGCCAUGGAUGAAAAGUUAUUCAGUGAGGUGGUUGCGGCCACAGUUUCUCAAACUCCUAACCAUGAACUUAUUCAACAAGAAGUUGCAGAGAAGCUUGGUUUAAAAUUCCGCGAGAAAAGUGUACCUAUAAGAGCAAACCGGCUACAAUUUCGAUUGAGGCAAGAAAAGAAGAUACUCAUAAUUUUGGAUGACAUUUGGGAGAAUCUUGAAUUGAAUGAGGUUGGAAUGUCUUUUGGGGAUGCUCAGAAGGAAUGCAAGAUAUUGCUAAUCUCUAGAUUUCAGAAUGUGUUAUGCAAUGAUAUGGAGGCUGAGAAGAAUUUUCAAGUUGGACCUUUAACUGAUGAUGAAGCAAUAAGUUUGUUUAAGAAAAUGGUGGGUGAUUGGACAGAAAAAUCGGAUUUUCGAGAUUUGGCAACUCAGAUUAUUGAGAAAUGUGGAGGAAUACCGGCUACUAUUGCAAAAGUUGCAUCUGAAUUGAAAAAUAAAAGGUUGUUUGUUUGGAAGGAUGUCUUGACACAACUAAAAAGGUCUGCCAACUAA
Morus notabilis is the source of this 567-nucleotide messenger RNA. RefSeq names its product probable disease resistance protein At1g61300. The transcript has a single exon. Gene Ontology annotation, molecular function: ADP binding. Lineage: Eukaryota; Viridiplantae; Streptophyta; Magnoliopsida; Rosales; Moraceae. The record is from RefSeq and is a predicted model, not a curated record. The coding region runs from base 1 to 567 and encodes 188 amino acids.